Messenger RNA from Ceratitis capitata (Mediterranean fruit fly), 1433 nucleotides. RefSeq names its product homocysteine S-methyltransferase. Bases 309 to 1304 code for a protein of 331 amino acids. Gene Ontology annotation, biological process: S-methylmethionine cycle. The transcript has 5 exons. NCBI's taxonomy places the organism in Eukaryota, Metazoa, Arthropoda, Insecta, Diptera, Tephritidae. The record is from RefSeq and is a predicted model, not a curated record. Gene Ontology annotation, molecular function: S-adenosylmethionine-homocysteine S-methyltransferase activity; zinc ion binding.
CAAAUCGAAUUAGAUGUUCGCGGUACGCACAUCUAAUUGGACGUGAAACAAUAACAUAGUACUAUUUGUAAAAUAAGAGAUUAGAAAAUUUAUAAACAAAAGGUGUAAAUAAUUGACGUUUUUGUGAAUAUUAACAAAAAAAAUACUUAAUUUCCGACGGCAGCAGCGGCAGCAGCAGUGAGAAUCCUGUGAACUAUACACAUAACUACAUAUAUAGUGGUGCUGGUGUCAAAUAAAAAAAAAAAAAAAAAACAAAAGAAUUAAAAAUAACCACUGAAGAGAAAUUACGUACUAUAUUGUUUUCAAAUAUGGGUCCGACGCGCAUACUAACCAAGGAUGGUGGCUUUGGCACACAAAUGACAGUUCAUGUGGGCAAUGCCGUUGACGGCGAUCCACUAUGGAGCGCUAGAUUUAAUGCUACAAAUCCGGCUGCUGUUAUCAAUACACAUUUGGACUUUUUGCAAAAUGGUGCUGAUAUCAUUUUAACAAACACUUAUCAAUCUAGUGUUGAGGGUUAUGUUGACUAUUUGGAAUUGGAUGAAGAACAAAGUGUUGAGUUGAUGAAGAAAACAGUAAAGUUGGCGCAAAUUGCUAAGGAUAAAUAUUUGGCUGAAUGCUGUGAGGCGAAGUUAAAAGUGCCAGAAGGCUUCCCAUUAAUUCUUGCAUCUAUUGGUCCAUAUGGCGCGCAUUUGCAUGACGGUUCCGAAUACACGGGCGAAUAUGUUGAUGAUGUGCCCAUCAACAAGAUUACCGACUGGCAUCGCAUACGCAUCGAUGCAUGCUUAGCAGCGGGUGUUGAUGCAUUAGCAAUCGAAACGAUACCCUGCCAAGCUGAAGCGGAAGCACUAGUGGAAAUGUUAUGCGAUGAUUAUCCGGAAGUUAAAUUCUGGGUAUCCUAUCAAUGCCAGGAUGAGAACACAUUGGCCCAUGGUGAAAGUUUUGUUGAGGCAGCAAGAUCGCUAUGGGAAUUACUGAGAGAACGCACUGCACAAGCACGUUGUUUGGCCAUAGGUGUUAAUUGUGUACAUCCUAAGUUCGUUACGCCAUUAUUGAAAAGUUUAAAUGGUAAUACGCCAGAUGCUGAAAAAAUUCCCCUUGUUGUGUACCCCAACAGCGGCGAAGUCUAUGAUGUAGCGAAGGGUUGGCAAGGUCGUGAACAUUGUGUACCUCUGGCGAAUUAUGUGCCAGAAUGGUCGAAAUUGGGAGCGAAAAUUAUCGGUGGUUGCUGUCGUACAUAUGCUAGGGACGUUCGUCUAAUUGCGGAAAGUGUAGCUUCACAAAAUAAAUUAAACAGAUUUAUUUAGAGCAUCCACGAAACUGUGAUCUCAGAAUAUUGAAUAAAUUAAGAUUAAUUUAAUUUGUAGACAAAUGUACAAAAUAUAAGAAAUUUUAUACUAAUUUGUUAAUAAAGAUAUAGCAGAUAUAAUUAAUAG